This is a messenger RNA of Chanos chanos (milkfish), 2991 nucleotides long. It is a transcript of the gene ss18, whose product is annotated as SS18 subunit of BAF chromatin remodeling complex. The record is from RefSeq and is a predicted model, not a curated record. The transcript has 11 exons. Gene Ontology annotation, cellular component: nucleus. Lineage: Eukaryota; Metazoa; Chordata; Actinopteri; Gonorynchiformes; Chanidae. Gene Ontology annotation, molecular function: transcription coactivator activity. Gene Ontology annotation, biological process: positive regulation of transcription by RNA polymerase II. The coding region runs from base 1 to 1116 and encodes 371 amino acids.
AUGUCGGUGGCUUUUGCACCUCACAGACAACGCGGAAAGGGUGAUAUAACACCCGCAGGAAUUCAAAAGUUACUGGAUGAAAAUAAUCAGUUGAUUCAGUGUAUAAUGGACUUCCAAAGCAAAGGAAAAACAGCUGAAUGUUCACAGUAUCAGCAGAUGCUUCACAGAAAUUUGGUUUACCUGGCUACAAUUGCAGAUUCUAACCAGAAUAUGCAGUCUCUUCUGCCUGCACCACCCACUCAGAACAUGCCCAUGCCUGGUGGAAUGAGCCAGAGUGGCCCCCCUCCUCAGCCCCCACAUGGCCACAGCAUGUCCUCUGACGGCCCCCCCGCCCCGCACAUGCAGACACAGAUGAAUGGACAGAUGACUGGGCCAAACCACAUUCCAAUUCAAGGCCCAGGUCCGAACCAGCCUCCCAACAUGACCAGCAGUUCCAUGAAUAUGCCGCCUAGCAGCCAUGGCUCCAUGGGGGCUUACAACCACACUGUGCCCUCCUCACAAGGCAUGCCCGCUCAAGGUCAGAUGAAUAUGAGUCAGGGUCAGCCUAUGGCCAACUACGGCCCACGGCCCAACAUGAGUAUCCAGUCCAGCCAAGGUCCAAUGAUGCACCAGCAAUCUCCAUCUCAGCAGUACAGCAUGCCCCCUGGUGGCGGAGGGCAGCAUUACCAAGGCCAGCAGAACCCUAUGGGCAUGAUGGGUCAAGUGAACCAGGGAAACCAUGUGAUGGGCCAGAGACCCAUGCCUCCGUACAGGCCACCACAGCAAGGGCCACCCCAGCAAUAUCCCAGUCAAGAGGACUUCUAUGGGGAGCAGUACAGCCAUGGAGGACAGGGUGCACCUGAGGGAAAUCCCCAGUAUGGCCAGCAACAGGAUACCUAUCAACAAGGCCCUUCUCAGCAACAAGGCUACCCACCCCAGCAACAGUAUCCCGGGCAACAGGGCUAUCCCCCACAGCAACAGGGCUAUGGUCCGGCUCAGAGUGGCCCAGGUCAGUACCCUAAUUUCCCUCAGGGCCAGGGGCAGCAGUACGCAGCCUACAGGCCCCCCCAGCCCGGCCCACCCCAGGGCCAGCCGCAACGCCCCUACGGCUACGACCAGGGUCACAUGAGGAAAUAAAGGACCAUGCUUAUCAAGCCUGACUAGAUCUGUAACAAGCCAAGGGUCAGUAUGGAAACUACCAGCAGUGAAUUACAGGCAUUGCACUUCCUAUUGGAGCGAUCCCCAGAGUACACUAUCUCUGGACCUGCAGAAGGGCUACUGAUCCCCAAGACUCCUCCUCUAUAACCACACACGCACACACUACUGCUCCCCGAGACUCCCCCUCUAUACCACACACACACACACACACACACGCAGAUACAUACACACAAACACAGAAACAUACACACCCUCUUACACCUAUACAGAAUCCAAUUGGUUUUCAGAAUCAUUCAGUGGAGCUAAAAGCUUGAUUUGGUUUUUAGCACAGCCAACACAGCUUCACAAAAUCUAUAAUUAUUUUUUCUCUUAUUUAUUGGGUGGCAUAACUUGAUAAGAUUUUAAUUGAGUUGUGAGAAUUCAGAGGCCGUCAUUGAAUUCCUAUUGCUCUGCAUGUAUGAGGUUGGCAAAAAGCUGCUUGGAAGCAGCGAUGCCUUAAAAAAAAAAAAAAAAAGAAAAGAAAGUCAAAAUCGCCUUAUAUUUUCAGCACACGAUUCUUUUUUGACCUGAAUUUUCGUAUUCAGCAGGAUGACCACCCUGGUGUUUCCGCCGCACUGUAUGAGUCACCAUCUGCUUUCUCCUUUUGUGCAAACAUCUAAAAAAACAAAAAAACAAAAAAAAAGCAAUAAGGCUUAGGGCAGAGGGGUAGGCUGGGACAGAGGGAGCUUCCACCAGGAGAACCCUUCACCUGUGUCAAGGUCAAAUCUGUGUCAGGAUGUACAAAUGUAUUUUAUGCUUUUGACAGAGAGCUCAAUUUGUACUGAAAUUUUUUUGAGGUAGUAAUGAAUAUUGUUUCCUUGUCUGUGUGUGUGUGUGUGUGUGUGUGUGUUUUUUUCCCUUCUCUGGUGUCUGUCCUAAUGAAAUGUACUUUUUCAUUUGUUGCAUUGUCCCAUACUAAGCGUUUAAUGUCUUUGGUGUAUGUAUGCCGUGUUGAACUUUGAUGGAAGCCAUCUGCUACUGUACAGGCUUGUGUUUUUGUCAUCCGUGUGGGCUUUAUCCUUGUUCAGGUGUAUCUUAUCACUUGUACAGAAAGACAGCCCCCCAGAAAUGGACCAUAAAGUCUCAUUUGAAAUGUUACUGGCACAAUUUAAACAUUUUGUUUUUGUUUUGUUUUAGCUUUGUUUUGUUUUCCAGAGAUUUGGCACAAAGGGUGCUUGAGUAUAGUUGUUGAGUAUGAAAAUGAUGAAAUGAUAGUGAUGAAAAUUAUGAAAUGAUAGUGAUGAAAAUGAAGUGGAGAAAGAUUGAAAACAGAUCUCAUCUUCACUCCAGAUGAUGUGCAUUAUAAAAAAAACAAAACAGUCACAUAUUUUAAGUGAUGAUCUGUGUGGCUGCUUGCAUGGUUUGUCUUUACUCCUCAUACCUGUAUAAACGCCCUUAAAACACAAACACCCGGUGAGUCAAGUUCAGCAACAGAUUUAACCCCUGGAUGGCAAUUUUUGUUUAAAAUCAAUUUGUAUUUUUUUUUUUUUGUUAAGACAUCUGUAAUUGUUAGUUCAAUAGAGAAUGAAUUCAAAUGUGAAACUGCCAUUUAUUUACAAUAUUAAGUCGAACUCUAAGGAAUAUUGAACUCAUAUGCACCACACAUUGAUAAUCUUUGCUUUAUGUUGUACUGUCAAAUGCUUGGACCACAAAACAUUAUACAUGGAAUUAUAUUGUUAAUGAUUUUAUGAUGAUUUUAAAAAUGUUGCUCUGGAACCUGCGGCAUAUGUGCAGAUGGCUUUUAAAACUGGAGUUUCACAUACAGUCAGACAGGAGAGGUCAGGCAGAGGACUACACACACACACACGCACACAC